Molecule: messenger RNA, 618 nt
Organism: Cooperia oncophora
Lineage: Eukaryota; Metazoa; Nematoda; Chromadorea; Rhabditida; Trichostrongylidae
Source: the annotation of a GenBank genome assembly
AUGGUACUGGUAAACAGUGAAGCGGGGGAUUCAUCACGAAUCAAUUUCCACCUUCGUCGUACGUGCACCAACGACUCCAUAGAGCAUAUAGUCUCUGGUUGUGUUCGUAUGCUGCUGGAAGAAUGUGAUACCGUGGGACGUGUGGUACUUCAGAAACUGCUUUCCGUACUGGAUGGUAAUCCGUUGACUGAUGCUCUUGCUGCCAGCCUUAUACCAGCUCUGUUACACACCAUGCGUAAUUGCGGUGAUCUCAGCAUUCGUGUGCUGUCUGCACAAUGCCUAGGUCGACUUGGUGCAGUGGACCCGGGAAGAAUCGGGUCAUCUAAUGGCACAUCUACGCAGGAUCAGAAGAAAAUGGUUUUUGUCGAUGAUGCUAAAGAGUUCUACGUGGAUAUCUUGGAACGUGCAUGGCGUGUUUACUCUAAUAUAUUAGAUGCAGAUGUACUCGAUCAAGUGGAAUACGCCCUUCAGUCGCUACUCUCUGAACUCGUAGGGAAAUCGGACGAGUUUGGAAUCAUGGAGCGGCUGAGCGAUGAAUGCCGACGAGACAUUGAACCGUUUCGAAGCAGUAGUCUGGUGCAGACGCAUGAUCGAAGAGGACCAAUUAAGGAAAGGUGA